Molecule: messenger RNA, 438 nt
Organism: Suillus plorans
Lineage: Eukaryota; Fungi; Basidiomycota; Agaricomycetes; Boletales; Suillaceae
Exons: 5
Coding region: 1-438 (145 amino acids)
Source: RefSeq, a predicted model, not a curated record
AUGACACGAACCUGUGAUGAGGGAGACUCAGACAUUGAUGUUGGGGAGGAUGAUUCAGAAGAGGGUGAUAUAUGGGAUGACGAGGAUGAUGGGAACAACGAUGAUGGGAACGGCGAGGAUGGGAAUGGCGAGGAUGGGAACGAUGAGGGUGAUGAGGAUCGUGUUUUGGCUGACGAGGGUGAAGAGCUUGAUGAUGAUAUUCUUGCAGAAGAAGUGUCUGGUAUGUAUCGUGUAGAUACAACAACUAUCUACUCAUUGCCUCGGACUGCAUUUGUGAUACCCAGAGGUGUUGAGCUUGACUUGAGUUGCAUGGCACAUGGCUCACGCUGGCGGCACUGCUGCAUGAAAGAUUUGUCGAGUACGAUAUGGAGUUAUUACAUUCAAGUUUGGAGUAGUUUGAGCGAACACCGUAACAAAAUUUUUGAGAGCAUGGAAUGA